This is a messenger RNA of Cyphellophora attinorum, 987 nucleotides long. Its product is annotated as putative endo-1,4-beta-xylanase C. The record is from RefSeq and is a predicted model, not a curated record. Gene Ontology annotation, molecular function: hydrolase activity, hydrolyzing O-glycosyl compounds. Gene Ontology annotation, biological process: carbohydrate metabolic process. The coding region runs from base 1 to 987 and encodes 328 amino acids. The transcript is spliced from 3 exons. Lineage: Eukaryota; Fungi; Ascomycota; Eurotiomycetes; Chaetothyriales; Cyphellophoraceae.
AUGCGUCUCACAGCACUAGCACUCCUACUCGCCCCUUCGGCAAUCCUCGCCGCCCCAACACCAGCAGACCUAGACACCCGCCAAGCCUCCUCCGGCAGCAUCGACGCCAAAUUCAAGGCCGCCGGCAAAGUCUACUUCGGCACCAUCGCCGACCCAAACACCCUCUCGAACUCAAAGAAUGCCGCCAUCAUCAAAGCCGAUUUCGGCCAAUUGACCCCCGAGAACAGCAUGAAGUGGGACGCCACGGAGCCCAACCGCGGCCAAUUCCAGUACAGCGGCGCCGACCAAGUCGUCAACUUCGCCACCCAGAACGGCAAGAAGAUGCGCGGCCACACCCUUCUGUGGCACUCACAGCUGCCGCAGUGGGUGCAGAACAUCAAUGACAAGAACACGUUGACGUCCGUCAUUCAGAACCACAUUGCGAAUGUGGCGGGAAGGUACAAAGGGAAGAUCUAUGCGUGGGAUGUGGUGAAUGAGAUCUUCAACGAGGAUGGGUCGCUGCGCAACAGUGUGUUCAGUCGUGUGUUGGGGGAGGACUUUGUGAGAAUUGCGUUCCAGGCUGCGAGGCAGGCGGAUCCGAAUGCGAAGUUGUACAUCAAUGAUUACAACUUGGACAAUGCCAAUUAUGCGAAGACACAGGGGAUGAUUCGGAAUGUGAAGAAGUGGAUUGCGGCCGGUGUGCCGAUUGAUGGUAUUGGAACGCAGGCUCACCUGGGAGCUGGUGGCGGCUACAAUCUCAUUGGUGCAGUCAAGGCUCUGGCUGCGUCGGGUGUCUCCGAGGUUGCUAUCACCGAGCUCGACAUUGCCGGUGCUUCCACGACAGACUACACCAACGCCGCAAAGGCGUGCUUGCAGGAGACAAAGUGCAAGGGAAUUACUGUCUGGGGUGUCAGCGAUGCUAACUCCUGGCGUCAAGGCGACAACCCGCUGCUCUUCGACAGGAACUUCAACGCUAAGCAGGCAUACAAUGCUAUCAUGGCUUUGUGA